Molecule: messenger RNA, 1405 nt
Organism: Saitoella complicata NRRL Y-17804
Lineage: Eukaryota; Fungi; Ascomycota; Saitoellomycetes; Saitoellales; Saitoellaceae
Product: putative hexaprenyl pyrophosphate synthetase Coq1
Exons: 1
Coding region: 76-1398 (440 amino acids)
Biological process (GO): isoprenoid biosynthetic process; ubiquinone biosynthetic process
Cellular component (GO): transferase complex
Molecular function (GO): prenyltransferase activity
Source: RefSeq, a predicted model, not a curated record
CGGAGAUUGAGUUCAGGACAAAGCUUUGAUCCGUGAGGUCUACAUCUUCAGCAAAUCAUUUCAAAUCCAUAUACCAUGGCCUCACCAGCACUGCGGAUACGAAGCAUCAGCUCUCGAUCAAUCGCCUCUCUGCGAUCGGUUACCCUAAGAACAGCCUCGGCACCUUCAUUACGACUAAGAUGUACCCCGACGAGCCGGCCAUCGAGUUCAUGGGCUGCUGCUGUGUCUUCGGCGUCGAGACUGGUUGAGCCUGAUCCGAAUCAACCUCUCAUCAAUCCGCUCAACUUGGUCGGUCCCGAGAUGUCAAAUCUUACAUCCAACAUCCGAUCUCUCCUCGGUUCAGGACACCCUUCUCUCGACACUGUCGCUAAAUACUAUGUUCAGUCUGAGGGAAAGCAUAUUCGUCCGCUCAUGGUACUGCUGAUGGCUCAGGCGACGGAGGUUGCGCCAAAAGUUCAGGGUUGGGAGAAGGUCGUGGAGGUUCCGGUGAACGAGGGACUCGCACCACCAGAGGUGCUCAAUGACAAGAACCCAGAUAUGAUGAACAUGAGGUCAGGACCAUUAACGAAGGACGGCGAGAUCGAGGGACAGACGUCGAAUAUCCUCGCCUCGCAACGGCGGUUGGCUGAGAUCACGGAGAUGAUCCAUGCAGCAUCACUCCUCCACGACGACGUUAUCGACGCUUCCGAGACCAGACGAAACGCACCAUCCGGAAACCAGGCAUUCGGAAACAAGAUGGCGAUUUUGGCUGGUGAUUUCUUGUUGGGACGGGCGUCUGUUGCAUUGGCGAGGUUGCGCAAUCCGGAGGUGAUUGAGCUUUUGGCUACUGUUAUUGCAAACUUGGUUGAGGGAGAGUUCAUGCAGUUGAAAAAUACUGUUGAUGAUGCGAUUGAGGCUACGGCGACGCAGGAAACGUUCGAUUACUAUUUGCAGAAGACUUACUUGAAGACUGCGUCCUUGAUUGCCAAGUCGUGCAGAGCAAGUGCGCUUCUGGGUGGUGCUACGCCUGAGGUUGCUGAUGCUGCUUAUGCUUACGGAAGGAACCUUGGUUUGGCAUUCCAGAUCGUCGACGACAUGCUCGACUACACCGUCUCCGCUACCGACCUCGGUAAGCCCGCCGGUGCAGACCUCCAGCUCGGUCUCGCCACCGCGCCGGCCCUCUUCGCAUGGAAGCACCACGCCGAGCUCGGUCCCAUGAUCAAGCGCAAGUUCUCUGACCCAGGAGACGUCGAGCGUGCACGCGAGUUGGUCGAGAAAAGUGAUGGAUUGGAGAAGACGAGAGCCUUGGCGGAGGAGUAUGCCCAGAAGGCGUUGGAUGCAAUUCGGACGUUCCCGGAGAGUCCGGCACGGAAGGCUUUGGAGCAGUUGACGGACAAGGUGUUGACUAGGUCAAGAUAGAUGGAGU